AUUAUAUUUGUGAUUUAAUUACAUGAUUACUUGAAUACAAUAAUACGAUCACAAUUUGUAUUAGAAUUUUCAAUUAUAACAUAGUUGUACCAUUAUUUCUAUUAUUAUGGCUUUUCGAAUUUUAUCAAAAUGUCAUAUAUUCAAAUAUAUUACAAACACAACAUUUCAUACUAAUUUAAGAUCAAAGGAUAUUCAUAUUUCAACUGUUCAUCGUGAUUUAAUGGAAUUUUUUGAUGAUAAAAAAAAUUGGGCUGUUGAACAAAUAAAAGUUGGGAGAUCGUGGUCAAAGGAUGAGUUGCGCAUUAAAAGCAAUCAAGAUUUACAUAAACUUUGGUAUGUAUUACUUAAAGAACGCAAUAUGUUAUUAACAAUGGAACACGAAUGCAAAGCUCAAUUUGAAUUAUUCCCAAAUCCCGAACGUAUUGAUAAGGUCGAAGAAAGUAUGAAUAAUUUAGAAACUGUUGUUCGUGAACGUAAUGAAGCUUAUUACAAAUUAGAAGUCGGAGAAUCUGCUGAAAGACCUGGACAAUUAGUUACUAAUUUAUUGGGGUUGAACUUUUUUUAUCGUAAAUUUGAACAUUUAAUACCAAAAUUUUUGAAUAAACAAUGGAGAAAUAAACAUACGUUUAAUGUUGUUAAUGGAAACAUUGAGAAAUUCCAAAGGUUAUAUAGAGAAAAAUUACAUAAUGCUAAUAGAAAAAGUAGAAAUCGGGAUCGUAACCAUGUAAUGCAUCUGAUGAAGCGUUAUCCAAAUAUGGACAUGGAGGCAGUCAAACAACAAUAUCCUUCAGUAGACAUUGAAAAAAUAAAAAACUAUCAUAAAGUCAGAGGACAUUAUGUACCUUAAAUUGUAUAACAAAAAAUGUAUUAUAAUUUUAAUAUGUUAACUAAGUUAAUAAAGUAAUCCAAUUUUGUCUGUUCACUUGAAACAAAAAUGUUUAUUAUUAUUAAUAGCUUCAUUAAAAAAGAUAGAUAGAUUAAAGCAAAAUAUAUAAUGAAAUACCUUGAUUCAUAUUUGUUUAGAAAUUGUUAAGUGCUCUUUUAUAUAUAUCAUCACUUUUGUACUUAAAUUGCAUAACCAAAUAGUAUAUACAAUAUGCUUAUUCAUCUCAGUAUCUGAUUAAAAUGUUUUUAUAAGUUGUAAAAAUAUGAAUGAUAAAAUAAAGAAGGUAGCCAAGUGGAUACCAUUCUGCUGUACUA
Acyrthosiphon pisum (pea aphid) is the source of this 1200-nucleotide messenger RNA. RefSeq names its product mitochondrial ribosomal protein L47 (gene mRpL47). The record is from RefSeq and is marked provisional. NCBI's taxonomy places the organism in Eukaryota, Metazoa, Arthropoda, Insecta, Hemiptera, Aphididae. Gene Ontology annotation, biological process: mitochondrial translation. Gene Ontology annotation, cellular component: mitochondrial large ribosomal subunit; mitochondrial ribosome. Gene Ontology annotation, molecular function: structural constituent of ribosome.